AUGAGUUCAUCCAGAGAAAUAAUUAAGGAAAAUCAUAAUCAUAAUAUUGAUGAUAAUACGGAUUCGAUUAAAGAUGAACAAGUUCGAAGAGAUAUUCGAGUUUUAUCAGCAAGAUUGACUGAUUUGAAAGAAAGAUUUAUGAAUAUUGUACAGAAAAUCAAUGAAGAUGCAGUCGGAUAUGUUGAUCAGAUAUCCGAUGAAGCGCUGAAGGAUCAAAUGAUGAAACGACUGUCAAUCAGGAAGAUAAUGGUAUGGUGUAUUGAAAAGAACUCAAAUGAAGCAUCGAAUACUGAUGAUGAUAGUGAAGAAGAUCAGACUAACAAGUCUCCGAUGCGCAUACGAAUGUCGCAAUUGAUGAUCGAAUCUAUUAUUGAUCGACAAGCUCGUCACAACGGAUAUCUUCAGCAUCUGCCUCAAUAUCCGAAAAUAAUGCAAUACUUAGUCAGUAAUAAACCAAGUCGUACAAAAAUUUCUCUUCGUCAUAUUGAUCCAUUUAUCAAAGAACAUGUCGACGAGAAUCCCAACGAGAAAAUCUAUGAAAAAAUUAGCAAGGAAAUUCAAGUCAUUCGUCGAAAAUAUCUCAAAAAUCGAAAAUGA
This is a messenger RNA of Adineta ricciae, 597 nucleotides long. The record is from the annotation of a GenBank genome assembly. NCBI's taxonomy places the organism in Eukaryota, Metazoa, Rotifera, Eurotatoria, Adinetida, Adinetidae.